CCGUGUUGAUGUCCGGGAGGGAGGGAAGAUGGCGGCGGUUGCUGCUGGUGGCCUAGUGGGCAAGGGACGGGACAUCAGUUUGGCGGCCCUGCAGCGCCACGACCCCUAUAUCAACCGCAUAGUGGAUGUGGCCAGCCAGGUGGCCCUAUACACUUUCGGCCAUCGGGCCAACGAGUGGGAGAAGACUGAUGUAGAAGGAACCCUGUUUGUUUACACAAGAUCAGCUUCUCCCAAGCAUGGAUUCACCAUUAUGAAUAGGCUGAGCAUGGAAAACAGGACUGAACCCAUCACAAAAGACCUGGAUUUCCAACUUCAGGAUCCUUUUCUUCUAUACAGGAAUGCCAGAUUGUCCAUUUAUGGAAUUUGGUUUUAUGAUAAGGAAGAAUGCCAAAGAAUUGCAGAGCUCAUGAAAAGCCUGACUCAAUAUGAGCAACUGAAAGCACGUCAGGGGGCUAGAGCAGGAAUCUCCCCAAUGAUCCUCAAUUCAGGAGAGGGCAAGGAAGUUGAUAUCUUACGAAUGCUCACCAAGGCCAAAGAUGAAUAUACCAAGUGUAAAACCUGUUCUGAGCCAAAACAGAUAACCAGUUCAUCUGCCAUCUAUGAUAACCCCAAUCUGAUAAAGCCAAUUCCAGUGAAGCCUAAUGAAGGACAUCAUCAGCGUGUCCCUCAACAAGGCCAGAACUUAGAUCCUGAACCACAACACUUAUCCUUAACUACACUCUUUGGAAAACCAGAUAAAACUGCUUAUCAGGAAGUUACAGAGCAGAAAUCACAACUGCCAUUACCACCGCAGCAGCAGCAGCAAGAAAAACCUCCCAUGAGACAAGGGGUAGUACGUUCCUUGUCCUAUGAAGAACCCAAAAGAAAUUCACCAACCCCAGAGAAGCAGCUUUGUCCAGCCAUUCAGAAACUCAUGGUCCGGGGCACUGAUCUCCAUCCAGUGUCAGAGCUGCCUGAAACCCGACUGUGUGAAAAUGGCAGCAUUCACCCUGCAGGAGAAGCUUUCACUGGUCUUUUCCAACCAGUGACCCCACAUAGCACUGAGACAUCUCACAGAGCACAAAAUACAUGUGGAGCUCAGAGCCUUUUAGAGAAACUUCAGGGUACCCCUGGAACAGCGAGCAAGAUAGAAUCGAGAACAACAGCACCUGCUAGUUCAGCUGCACCAGUUUUCAGCAGGACUUCUACUCCUGCAGCCCCUGCAGCACAGAUAAAGGGUAUGAACCAGCCCCAGCUGGUGUACUUCAAUGGUUCUCUUCCCUCUCAGACUCUAAGAAAAGAAGAAUCUAAAGUUUCAAGGCAAACCCUCCCCCUCUCUGGCAACCAAACAAGCAGUUCUGGAGUGAUCUCUCCUCAAGAGUUGCUGAAAAAGCUCCAGAUUGUACAGCAAGAGCAACAGUUGCAUGCAUCUACCAGACCUGCCUUAGCUGCUAAGUUUCCUGUAGUUACUCAGAAUGCUAGGACUCUGAAACCCUUGGAAUCCUGGAUUGACAAGACAUCGAAUGCAGAAAAACAGACCCCUCUUUUUCAGGUCAUCUCACCUCAACGCAUUCCUGCUACUGUGGCUCCUUCCCUGCUGAUGUCCCCUAUGGUAUUCACUCAGCCUAUACCUUCCUCACCCAAGGUUAGUGAAAGUGAGUUGUUACCACUAGGAAGCAAAGAACCCAGUUCAGCUGGCACCAGCCUCCUUCUACCUAUCCAGAACCCAGAGGCUUCUGUGAUUAACAACAACUUGCUGACCAAACUACAACUUCAGGAAACACUUCUGCAUCUCAUCCAGAAUGAUGACAAUUUCUUAAAUAUAAUCUAUGAAGCUUAUCUCUUCAGUGUCACGCAAGCAUCCAUGAAAAAGACUACUAUGUAAAAAGAAAACGUUUUUUAACUGAUGAUUUCCAAGAGACUUUUGGAAUUCCAGUGAAACAAGGUUCUCCUAAUGUCAAGUGUUAUUAUAUUAAAAUGUUUCUGCAUUUUUUAAAGAGUGUAUACUAUUAUGAAAUAAAAUGUCCUGGACUUUUUAUGAACAGUCAGUUUUUUUCAUUGCAUAAUGUAGUACACCCUAUACAAAGAAAUGAGUAGGUAGGAAAUAUCUUUUAUUCAGUUUACAUGUUAAUUUUUUUCCCAAUAUGAAGCCGAUGUUAGAAUAUGUCUCUCUAUAGGAAGGGUUGGUCUUUAAGUUUGAUUUCCUUUUUAUUUGUAGAUCUAAUUAUUCAUCAAAUAGUAUUUCCACAUGGAGGGUGUAUAGCCACUAUAUAUGUCAUUGCUCACACCCUUUUCAUAUCGCGUGUGUUAGAGGGGCCUGCCACUAGGUGGCAGUGUUAUUCCACAGAUUGACCCUAAUGAACUCUGGAAGUAAUGGUCUGACCUAAUAAAUCUUUCCUUUGAAAGGAUCCAAGAGCAUUUUGAAAGUCCAGCAGAUUUUGAAAGAAAAUUAUUUCCUUUUAAACAAAAUGGUAUUUAGAAAACCUUUCUGGACUAAAUUUUCAGCAAUACCUUUUUUUUUUUUUUUUUUUCCAGCUCUCACCAUUUCUGAGGUGUCUAUAAAGCAAAAUAGGCUUGUUUAUGGUUCCAGACAAACAUUGUCAUUUUUUAAACCAAUUGAGAAAGAGACAGUGGAAUUUUCUAAAUCUUUUCCUUAGUUUCUUAGAAUAAAAAGUUGAUGAUGGUUUUAGGAAUGAAACAAAAUAAACCAAGGCUUAUUAGUUGUGGCUUAUGAACUUUUUAAAAAUACAUUUUGAUAACUGUGUUUCAUAUAAUUGCUUUCCUUUGUAAUCUUUUGUAUUUUAUUUAUGUAUUUAAAAACAUUAUUGUGAGAAAAGGUUCAUAGCUUCACCAUUCUGCCAUGGGAUCCAUGACACAAAAAAGAUUAAGAACCACUUCUCUAACUAAACCAUGUAACAAAAUUAUUUUUAUUUCUACAGAGAUUAGGAACUCAUUCUUGAAGAAGUUGAGAGAGCUUUUCUUGUUUUGUUUAAGCCCACCGAGUGUCAGAAAAAUUGGUCUCUUUUAGUCAUCAGUAAUAAAAUUUGCAUUUGUAGACUGUUUUCUUCUAAAAUUGUGAAAUAAUCUUUAAGUAUUACUGCACAACAACAACAACACUUUAACAUCUUACAGAUGAUAAAAGGAAAAAAGGAUAUUAGGGUUCCUAACUAUUUAGGCUUGAAGUCCUGGACCUUUAUUUGGCAAUCAGCAAUAAUAAUAUUAACCAUAUUGCCUGAAUUUUAAUAUAUCUUUCUGAGCCUUAGUUUUCUUAUCUGUGAAAUAAAGGUAAUAAUCCAGGAUAGAUAGUACCAGAGUACUUACUUGAAUUGCUGUGAGGCUCUAAUGGGUAUUGAAUGUAAAACAUUCUGUAAACAUAAAUGCAUUGCAUAAAUGUCAGGUGCUGUUGUUCUUCUGAGAUGCCCAAAAUGCAAAUUAAUGGAGAUCGGAUUCUAUAUUAUAAUGCUUUGCUAUCUUACACAAUGUUGAGUUCAUAAUUUGUUGAUUAAUUAAUUGAUUGCAUGAAUAUGUACCAACUUAUGUACCUCUACUAUUUCCUGCAAGGAUGCUGAUGAGAACAUAUGAUAAAACCUAUUUCCUGAAUGUAGAUACUAAGACACAGACCUACAGUCAGCUGUAUUUAGUCUAGUCCAGCAUUCUUUUUUAUAGAUUAUUAUAGCAUAUCUUCAUUUACUUCCAGUGAUCUCAUUUUGAUAUCCCUUUUCCACCUAAUUUUCCUAGCCUUUGUGCUUCAAUCUCAGUCAACAAACUUUUAAUAUGCCCUUGCUGUGCAAUUUCCUGGGUACUGGAGACAAUGUCAAGUUUAGCUAAGAUAUAGUCCCUAUCUUUUAGGAGCUUACAGUUUAGCUGAGGCAUUAUUCACUAAUACACUCAAAUAUACACUCUAGCAUAAGUAUAUUUUUAAAAUUAUAAAAGGCUAUGUGAGAUCUAAGGAAGAUUUUGCCAAUGGCAGGGAGAAGAAGGAGGAGAAUAAAAGAAAACUUUCUAAGGAGAUGGGUUUUAGAGAGUCAAUAGGUGCCUGUGAGAUGAUGAUGGGAAAGAAAGAGGACAUUCCAUGCAAAAAGUAAUAUGGAGAAGGUAUUUAAAAACUCCAUAUUGUAGAUGCAUAAACUAAGAGAUAGUCAUAGAGACCCACAGCCAGGUUGCUUAACAUAUAAGCUGAUCAAAUCCUUGGAUGUAUAAGAAUUCAAUUCAAGAAACAGAAAGUUGUCUUGUUUAGCUGAACUCUACCAUGCAUGAAGGGUACUAUAAUGAUAGGGUGGGUCCAACUUGUAGAGGGCUUUCAAUGUCAAAAAAAGAAACUCAGGAUGCAUAAUGAGUCAUUGAUUUUUUAGCAGAGUUACAUAAUUUAUAUGCAAGAAAAAUUAUUCUGUAAAUGAUAUUGGGAUCAGACUAGAGUGGAAGUGGGAAGACAUAUAAACGGAUUCUUGACAAGAACUAACACAAAUGUCUCCAAGGUUUACAAAGUUAUUUUUAUCAUCUCAUUUGAUAAGUGAAAUGAUAAUAUUUCAAUAAUGUGGGCAGCAUUGAAGACCUAAAAAGGGGGUGGAAUCAGAGGAUUAAGAAAUAUUAUGGAAAUGGAAUUAUCAGGACCUGGUGAUUAGCUGUGAGAAUUAAGGGAGAGAUUCCUGAUGAACCAAACUUUUAGAAGAGGUAGGAAGGAAUGAGAUCGGCCAUAGAAUUAGAGCAAGAAAGAAUCUUCUAGGCUAUGUAAGAGAAAGUAAGGUUCUCACUGAAGGGUCCAUAGAUAGUAGGUAGCAGAAUGAGGUUUUGAAACCUGGUUGUCUUAACUGCAUGCUUACUGAAGAAAGAGGGAUGGAAAAAGUAUGGCAGAGUUGAGGAAGUUUCUAUUGAAUGUCUUUUGUCUCAGUGAAUUAGAAGGGUGGGUCACUUCUAAUAAGUUCUAAGGGUGCAUGCAAAUAACAAAAGGAAAUCUGAAAAGGGUUAAAAUAAGUUGCUGUUGGAAAUAAAAUAAGGGGUUGAUAAGGAUAAAAAAUAGGAUUACUGGACAGUCAGAGGAGCUCAGCAAAAAUUAUGUUCCAAGGCAUUGGCUAAAAAUCAUUAAAAUGGUAAAUCACAAGGAUCAAGGAUGGGUAUGGAAGCAAGUAAAACCAGAAUCAGUUAUUAGACUAGAAGAAUAGUAAUGUUUUACAAUAAGGAUGGAAAACAGGUUUAAUAUAAAGACAGAGAGAGAUUGAAAGGAUGAGGACUUGUGGUUAAAAUGGAAUUUUAUAGAUGUCUGGAUCUUGAAAAUGGUACAAAUUCUAAGAAAUUAUUAGAUCUAAAUGAUAUUUCAUGUACCUGAAGCAGAAUGGAAGAGGUUUUGAAGUUGAAGGGUUGAGAAAUGGAGAGAUAAUGUUGAUAGAAGAACCAUUAACGUGAAUAUUGACUUCUCCAAGGAUGAGGAAAGGGAAUAGACUAGAGAGAAACAUCAUGAACUAGGUACUCAACUCAUUAAAAAAGAAAAGAAAAGAAAAGUUGGGUAUAAAUAAAAUGUGCCUGCAGAAUUUUUUUUAUAAUCAAAAAACUAACUGUAAAACUUAUCCUAAAAGAUGCCUAUAUGCAAGGUGAAGAUAAAAGAUCAUGGGCCCAGCUUUGUCAGACCUACAUUCUGUGCAGUACUUGGGCUUUUUUAGGUCAGCACUCCAGCGAUCUGUUUUUAAAAUCAUAAAUUCUCCAUCUUUUACUGGGAUGAAUCACUUUAAAAGUGUCAGCACUGAUUCAUUUAGGCCAAAGACUUUUUCUUUUUAAAGUUCUGGAGGUGAUGAAGAGGUCAUUCCUUAUAUCUAGCAAAGCAGGCAAGAACUUGGCUUUCUGGGGCUUAGAGUUUAGACUGAAAAAUCUUAUUUGGGGUUCCCAAAGUUAGGUAUCAAAGAUGAAUCACUACUAGUUCUGCCAUUACCCCAGUUCCCUUUACAGAUGUUUACCUUGUUCUGCUUUCAAGCUAAUUGGGUUUGGAUUUAAAGCACUAAGAUGUUCAUUUACUAAAGUCACCAUAGUCCAGUGCAAUAGACUUUAACAUUUUUAAGAUGGUGAAAACUUUGUACAUUGUUCUUAAUGUUCUAGGACGGCAGGCAUUUUGGAAAGGCUGGAAUAGAAGCUCAUUAAUGUCUACUCUAAACAUACUUUUAUGUCAAGAGACACGCACAUGUGCACAUACACACACACACACACACACACACACAAAAUGGAUUGCUUCUAUGCCUUUGACCAAACUACUUUACCUCUCUAAUCUCCAUCAACAAAGAUAGUAAUAUCUGCCUCUUUCUACAAUUAAAAUAAUGGAUAAGAAAGUAUUAUGAGUUUGUAAAAAGGGACUGACGUAACCUAAGACAAACUAGUAAAUGACUAUAUACUCAAUACCAUCUAUUUGCUUUCCAUAUUUAUGAGUAAAGCACCAUUUUAAUUGGAAAUAGAAGGCUGUACUAUUGAAUAGACUUUAUAUUCUGGGCAUAUUUUUCCUCCCAAAAUCUACAUUUAUUCUCCUGAUAGAUCACUAUUCCUGUGGUACAAGAGAGGGAACACUUGAGUUUGGAAUCUUUUGACCUACAUACAAAUCUUGGCUUUUCCAUUUACUGUCUAUAUAAUCAUGGGAAGAUUAUUUCUCUCUUCUGGACUGAUUCUGCAUUCUACAGAUGAUAUGGAGAUUGGUCUAGAUAACUCUCUCACAUAUACACCCAGUUAUAUACAAAGAUUUGGGGUACCCAAAGUUAAGAAUCAGAAAUUAGCUUUUUUGGUACUAUCAUUCUCCAUGUGUUCAAUGUUAUGCUGUUAGUCCAACUCAUAUAUAUAUAUUUUAGACACACACAGACCCCUCUAAAGUUCCUCCCAACAAGUGAUCUUGUAAUCCUACCCAUUGGACACUAAGAAAGAAAACCAGCAUUAAUUGUAUUCCCUUUUGAUAACUACUUAUGUGCUGCUCUUAACGCUACAAAAAGCAUUUUUACAACUGAAUUACUCUGUUAUUUCCAAAAGAUUCAGACAGAAUCAGGAACUUGAUUGGCUUCGUUGUGAACGUAAAAAUUUUUGAUAUCCACAAAUUCAUCUUUUGGUCACGAUUAAGAUUAACUAUUAUUUCUUCAACCUCUAGAACAAACUUCCUUUUUUGUUUCUGGAUGAAGAGAGGGAUCAAAGUAAAUAUAGCAUUUUAAAUUGGAUUGACGUUCAAAGGUACCUCAGGGCCUCAAUUUUUUAUUGGACUCUAUUAAGUGAAAUAUAUUCAGCAACUUUUUCUCCAUUGUUAAAGCAUAAUCCAUUGAAUUUUGUCCUAUAUGUACUGUGCUCUGCAUCAUGCAAAAUAAUCUAAACAUAGCCUUGCUUAGAGUUCAAGCUCGCUUACCUAAAUUUGCCAAUUAUAGAAAAAGAAAAAAAAAAAAUGUUGGAAUCCCAAACCAGUGUUGAUUAUCAUGGAAAUUCAUUUAUAUCCAUAUUCUAAAAUGACCUUUGAAAUGAGUUCCUCUUUCUGUUGGGAAUGAAGCAAAGGAAUGAGGGAUAUUGACUCUCCAACUAAGAUUCUGCUUUUUUAUCCCCCUAAGAAGUUUCUGGCUUUGGAGUGAUAUGAAUGCUCAGCUUUCUCUUAGGCUUCUAAGAGAUGUGAUUAUAAAUGCUUCUAUCCAUGGAAUAGGUCAUAUCAAGGCAAAGAAAAUACCUUUAAAUUAUCCUAUAAGAACUGGGCUCAGAUAUGUGUGUCAUGCUGGAUUGUCAGCCUUGGUCCAGCAUGAAAUGUGAUCUGGAACCAAGACUUGGAGAGAGAUAGCUGAGAAUUGAGAUAUCCUGAUGUACUUAUAAAAUUCUUUAAUUUCUUGUGGAUGAAAGUUGGUCUAAAGGGUGCAGUCACCAUGGACAAACAGAUCCAGCCCUUCUAUUAACAAAUAUCUGAGGUAACUAGUGACAAUGGAUGGAGUACUGGCCCUGGAGUUCUGAGAACCUGAGUUCAAAGCCGAUCUUAGACACUAGCUGUGUUACUCUGGGCAAUUACCUAACCAUGAUUGCCUCAAAAAAAAAAAAAAAAUCCAUGAAACUCUUAAUUUUUAAGCAAUACCUAAUCUCCUAGACAUAACACACAUUCUCAUUCUGUCUUCCUGUAUCCCCACCCCCUGCCACACACACACACACACACACAGUAUAUGAGUUGGACAUAAUCCCUACUUUAGUGUACAAGUUCACCUAAACUUGCCACCUUUAGGGAAAAAAAAUGUUGAGUCCCAGGUCAGGGGGAAGUCAUCCUGCUUUUUCAACUUUAGAAUAAUGGGUUCUUAAAGAUUAAAUUUGUAAUAUAACAUCAACAGACACUAUCACAUGGAACUACUUGGUGGGUUUUCUCAAUAUUUUAUUAAAUGCUUUUAAGUUUUAAAUGAAACUGCUUUUGAUUUAUUUGAAAUUGGAAAACCGGUUAGGAGAUUUUUUCAAUAGUGUAGGCAAGAGAAGGUGAGAGUCUGAAUUAGAGUAGUUCAUGGUUAUGUGAGUGGAGAGAAGGGAACAGAUGCCAGAACUGUAAAUACAGGUCAAUAACACUUGGCAACAGAAGGUGUGAGGGAAAGGAUUCCAAGAUUCUAAGCCUGAGUGUUUGGAAGGAUGAUAGUACCCUCACGUAUAUAGGAAAGUGUAGAACAGAAGCAGGUUUGUACAUGUCCUAUAACUAAGGAUAAGAGUUUUCUUUCUCAUGUUUGCAUAAGACUCAGAACUUCUUCUUGUGUCGAUAAAAUGGAAAUAAUGAUUUUUCUUAUAAGCAAAGUCUAAGAGAAAAUUAGAAAAACAAAGUUCUUAGAAAGACAUCUUUGGAGGAAAAGGGGAAUCUGGCUCUAAAGAGAAAUUCCCCAGUAUGCAAAUUCUCUCUUCUGAUGACCUUCAGCAGCUAAUUUAUAUAACUUUUAGUUUGUUUUUUAGGGAGUUGUGUUGCUGAAAUGGGUAGAGGUUAGGCAUACAGGGAGAAAUGUUGCUGAGAGAUCAGAUGAUUAGCCCAUGAUCACACAGUAGAAAGAAGCCAGAAAUAAGAGCAACAGCACCUUUGUUCUUUCAAGCCCACUAUGACAUAGUGUCAUAGAAUUACAGGAACCUAAUCCCCUCAUCUCAUUGAUAAGGAAAUAGGAGCCCAAAUAUAUUAGGUGACUUGGCAAGGUCAUGUGGAUGAUAACAGAUCCUCUCUCUUUGGCAGAGAAAAAUAGUACUGAAAUAUGACUUAGCUACCCUGUUGAUCAUCAUCCUUCUCAGUGCAAUCUCUGCUUUGAUAAUCAAUCCUCUUUUCUUUAACAUAGCAUUUUUAAAAAUUCCACCCCUUCCUUAGAUUUCCUUGUCAGCCUCAGCUCUUUUUGAGAAUUAGCACUCUUGACACUAUAUACUAGGGCCACAUCACACAUUUGUAUUCAUCCUUUUUUCUCAUGUUUUUUUUUUUUUUAUUUGAAAUAAUCAUCCCCUCCAAAUAAAGAACCCAUCCCACCUUUCUUUCAAAAAUAAUCAAAACCGUCUAAAAAGUUAUUGGACUGAUAGCACAUGAAACCUUCUACUAAGGAAGAAAGUUUAUUUAAACAUCAACCAUUCAGAACCGACCUUGUCCCCUGUAUUUUAUCUAAAUUCUGUUAUCUUCAAAUGUUGAUUUUAUUUAUUUUGUUGUAGCUAUGUUAUUUUUUCUUUAGUUCUGCUUUCUUCAUUCUCUGUAAGUUUGCACAAAAUUUUCCAUGUUUCUCUGAAUUCAUGCUCAUCAUUUCCUACAAUGAAAUGAUUAUGCCUUUUAUUUAUAUACCACAUUUAGUUCAACUGUUUCUAGCUUUUUCUCACUACAUAUAAUACUGUCAUGAAUGUUUUGGUACAUGUGGGACCUUUAUUUCUGUCAUUGAUUUUCUAGACAUAUAAACUCAGUAGUAGAAUUGUUAAAGAAUAUGAGUAGUUUGGUAAUGUUUUGUGCAUUAUUUUAAAUCAUUUUCUGGAAUGUUUGGUUCACAUUACAGCUCCAUCAAUUUAUUAUUGUGCCUGUUUUCCCAAAGCAUCUCCUCCAUUAACAAUAUGCCCACUUCUCAUCACCUUCACUAAAUUUUUCAUAUAGUUAUUGAUAGUUUCCAUUUCUUUUUUAAAACCUUAUUCAUAUCAUUUUACCAUUUAUCUGUCUAUUAACACAGUAUGGCAGUUCAAAUGCUCUCUCUGAUGCUUUCUACCUAUGUGACCUUGGAUAAUCAAUCAAUAAUGAAUAAGUAUUUAUUAAGCAUCUGUUAUGUGCUAGGCACAAUGAGCAAAACAAUUUCUAUUUAUAAAGAGCUUAUAUUCUAAAGGAGAAGAAAGUAUACAAGUACACAGAAGAGUAAGGAACCUGGGAGUCUUAGGAUAUACCUACAAUUGGGGGUAUAUGAUGUGGAUGAUGAGCUAACCUUAAAGGAGACUGAAGAAAAAAGUUACAUAGGAAAAUGAGAGAGCAGUAAUAUGAAAGACCAGAAGAGAAAAGAACAUCUAAGAGGGAAAGAGCAGUCAAUCCCUAUAAAAUAUCUAGUUCAAGACAUCCAAGAGGCAGUUUGGGGCAGGGAAAGUAACUGUAGCUAAAUAGAGCUUAAUAAAGAUCUGAAAGUCAUCUUCAUAGAGAUGAUAAUUGAAACUAUGGUAGCUGAAAAGAUCACCAGGUGAGAUAAUAUAAAUGAAAAGAGAAGGGAAAUAAAUAAUUAGGACAGAAUCUUGGACUAAUCACCCAGGGUUAGUGGACAUGAGACCGAUGAAGAGUCAGCAAAGCAAUAUGAGUAAAGGACAGAGAGAAGCAGCAGCAAGAGAAAGCGAAUUCAGGAAAUGCUGAAGAGGAGGAAAUAUCCAAAAGAAGAAGGUCAUUGAGAGUGUCAGAUGUUAAAGAAGUCAAAGAUCCAGAUUGAGAAAAGGCUAUGAGAUUUGCCAAUUAAUAUACCAUUAAUAACUUUGAAGAUGCUGAUUCCAGUUGAUUUACAAAGUCAAUAGCCAGAUUACAGUAGAUUAAAAAAAAAAAAAAAGAAUAGAAGAGGAAAUGGAACCAUUUAUUGGAGAUAAUUUUUAGAAGAAUUCAGCUUCAUAGGGAAGAAGAAAGGUUAAAAACAAUAGUAAGUAUGAUUAGAUCAAGUAAAGUUUCAAGUAAAGUUUUUUGUUAGUUUGUUUUUAAGGAUGGGGAAACCUAAUCAUUUUCUAGGCAUCUUUCUCUGAGACAUGAGUGAAGGGAGCAGAGGAAAAUAUCUGAGGAGGAAGAGGAAAGAAGAAGCUCUCAAAAAAUAGUCUCAAUUUUUUUUUUCGGUGAAGCAUGAAGUGAGGUCCUCAGCUGAGAGAAUAGAUCAUUAUGGGAGGUAGAGAGAAAUAGUUGGUAAUUUCCCACAGGUCUGUUCAGCACUUUAAAAAUAGAAGUAAAGAUACAGGUAGUAGAUUAAUCCUAAAUUGGUAUGUAGCAAGGUAUUAGUGAUAGGAUAUAUGGAAAGCAAGCUUAUCAGGGGUGCAAGAUAUUAUUAAAACUGACUUGACCAAGGGGUCAAGAUAGGGAAAGGAGAAUAACGUGGCCAGUGAAGACAUGAUAGCCUGGGAAUCAAAUAAGGAGUGGAAGGGAGGGAGGUCACAAUGAGAAGAAAUAAUGUUUUAGGGAUUCCCCCUCUAAUCAAACAAAUGACUCAAUCAUAUAAAUUCAUGUCACUUUCCUAUAGAUUUUGGAUGUCAGAAUUUCGUCAGAAAUGCAAAAAUAUUUUUCCUAAUCCAACCUUUUCUUUCUAUUCUAGAGAAUUGUUUGUAAUAAACAAAAAACAAAAAACUUUCUAAUUUUGUGUAAUUGAAAUUUUCUACUUUGUCUUUUAUAAAUGUUCCUUAUUCUCUGUCUAGUUAUGAAUUUUCUCCCUAAUCAUAGUUGUAAAAGAUAUAAUCUUCCAUUCUUUAAUUUCUUUUAUACUAUGACCUUUUAUAUUUAAAUCAUUUAUCUGUUUGGAAUUUAUUGUGGUAUAGAGUUUAAAAUGUUGGACUAAACCUAUUUUCCAUUUUCCCAGAAGUUUUUUUGUCAAAUAAAGAGUCCCUUCUUG
This is a messenger RNA of Antechinus flavipes (yellow-footed antechinus), 11993 nucleotides long. It is a transcript of the gene DCP1B, whose product is annotated as decapping mRNA 1B. Gene Ontology annotation, cellular component: P-body. The coding region runs from base 29 to 1864 and encodes 611 amino acids. Gene Ontology annotation, molecular function: enzyme activator activity; mRNA binding. The record is from RefSeq and is a predicted model, not a curated record. Gene Ontology annotation, biological process: deadenylation-dependent decapping of nuclear-transcribed mRNA; deadenylation-independent decapping of nuclear-transcribed mRNA; positive regulation of catalytic activity. The transcript is spliced from 9 exons. NCBI's taxonomy places the organism in Eukaryota, Metazoa, Chordata, Mammalia, Dasyuromorphia, Dasyuridae.